This is a messenger RNA of Mytilus californianus (California mussel), 2787 nucleotides long. RefSeq names its product fatty acyl-CoA hydrolase precursor, medium chain-like. The coding region runs from base 1 to 1707 and encodes 568 amino acids. The transcript has 2 exons. The record is from RefSeq and is a predicted model, not a curated record. Lineage: Eukaryota; Metazoa; Mollusca; Bivalvia; Mytilida; Mytilidae.
AUGGAACAUUUGCUUACUGUUGUGUCACUUAUGGUUAUAUCUGUCAUUAGUGAUGACAUAGUUACUGUUCAAACAAAUCUUGGUCCUGUCAAGGGAAUCUCGUCAACAGUUUCAUUUGACAAUAUCACACACGUUUAUACUGUUUUCAAGAAAAUACCAUACGCUAAACCACCAGUCGGAGAUCUUCGAUUUAAAGAUCCAGCUUCAUAUGGUCCAUGUAAUGGAACAUUAGAUGCAACACAAUUCGGUCCAUCGUGUUUUCAACAAUACACUCCAGGCUAUGAUGAAUUCUUGCCAAAUUUAAAGCUGAGCGAAGACUGUCUAUUUUUGAAUAUUUACGUACCUGCUAGUGCCUCAGAGCAACAUAAAAAAUCAGUUAUGAUAUGGAUUCAUGGCGGUGGAUAUGUUUUGGGACAGGGCAUGUUUUACGACGGUUCUUUCCUAAGUGCCAUUGGAGAUGUCAUUGUUGUUACUUUAAAUUAUCGGUUAGAUGUGUUUGGAUUUUUUACAACUUCAGACGGUAUGUCAGACGGUAAUUAUGGCUUCAAUGAUCAGAGAAAAGCAAUUCAGUGGGUUAACGAUAAUAUUGAAAGUUUUGGUGGUAACACGCAAUCCAUUACUUUGUUUGGAGAAUCGGCCGGUGGAUUUAGUGUAGGCUUGCAAGCAAUAUUUCCUGCAAACAAGGGACUUUUCCAUCGGGUAAUUGAGCAAAGUGGUACAAGUAACAGCUUUUUUUCUGAUACCCCUAAACAUUUUUUGGGAAGUGAAAUGGUAAUUCAGUCACUUAACUGUAGAAAUGGUAUGCCGUCUGAACGAACAUUGUGCAUGCAAAGUAAAAGUGCUGAAGAAAUUCUAAAUGCAUCGAUAUCACUACCCGUAUAUAGUUCAGGGUCACUUGAUAUUCAUCAAAUCGGUUACUGGGCACCAUAUUUCAAGGAUGACCCAAGUAAAUUAAUGCAAAAUCAGCGUUCACCUGCUGUUGAGUUCUUUAGGUCGUUAGACGUUAUAAUAGGAACAUGUGAAUCAGAAGGGUCAUUAUUGCUUGAACCACUGGAAUCAUUACAGAACAAAUUAUCCUUCAACAUAUCAGAAGGAAUAACGUCUGAUUAUAUGUGUAAGCAUAUUGUUCAACCACUUACUGAAGAUUUUUAUCGUAACAGUACUGCUAUAGGUAAUGCUAUAUGUCAAAAAUAUCAAAAUAAAGGCUCAAUUGCGGAUCAAGGUCAAAAUGUUAUAAACUCUUUUAGUGACCUAUUUUUCCACAGUCCUGCUGUUCAAAGUUUGAACAUUCAUGCCAUAAACAAUCAUAAAACAAAACAGUUUCAGUAUGUCAACAAAAGAAGAUCUAUAUUUUCGAGUUACCUCAAUCGUUACCAGUGGUUUAAAGGAUCAGCUCAUGGUGAUGAUUUACCAUAUAUUUUCCCAUUCAAAUCAACAUUGCCGUCUGCAACCGAUGAUGACAUUUCUUUCAGUCUGAAGAUGAUGAAAUAUUGGAGUAAUUUUGCAAAGACUGGAAAUGUAAAUGGUAAUGGUGUACCAAAAUGGCCAGAGUAUGACCUUGUAACAAAGCAGUAUGCUCUUCUCGAUGUCCAUCCGUUGAUACAGAAUAACUUGUACAAAGACCGAAUGGACUUCUGGUUAACUCAGAUACCAGCCUUACAAUCUGGAACAACACCUUGUACUACGCAAGAGUGUGUAUUUGGAUAAAUGGAACAUUCAAAACUGUGUUCUACAAAACCCUGUUGAAUAAUUGAAACUAAUAACGCCUUGUACUACACCAGAGUGUAUAUUUAAAUAAAUGGAACAUUUAAAACUGUAUUCUACAACACCCUGUUGAAAUAAUUGAAACUAGCAACGCCUUGUACUACACCAGAGUGUAUAUUUAAAUAUAUGGAACAUUUAAAACUGUAUUCUACAACACCCUGUUGAAAUAAUUGAAACUAGUAACGCCUUGUACUACUCCAGAGUGUACAUUUGGAUAAAUGUAACAUUUAAAACUGUAUUAUACAACACCCUGUUGAAAUAAUUGAAACUAGCAACGCCUUGUACUACACCAGAGUGUAUAUUUGGAUAAAUGGAACAUUUAAAACUGUAUUAUACAACACCCUGUUGAAAUAAUUGAAACUAGCAACGCCUUGUACUACACCAGAGUGUAUAUUUAAAUAUAUGGAACAUUUAAAACUGUAUUCUACAACACCCUGUUGAAAUAAUUGAAACUAGUAACGCCUUGUACUACUCCAGAGUGUACAUUUGGAUAAAUGUAACAUUUAAAACUGUAUUAUACAACACCCUGUUGAAAUAAUUGAAACUAGCAACGCCUUGUACUACACCAGAGUGUAUAUUUAAAUAAAUGGAACAUUUAAAACUGUAUUCUACAACACCCUGUUGAAAUAAUUGAAACUAGUAACGCCUUGUACUACUCCAGAGUGUACAUUUGGAUAAAUGGAACAUUUAAAACUGUAGUAUACAACACCCUGUUGAAAUUAUUGAAACUAGCAACGCCUUGUACUACACCAGAGUGUAUAUUUAAAUAUAUGGAACAUUUAAAACUGUAUUCUACAACACCCUGUUGAAAUAAUUGAAACUAGCAACGCCUUGUACUACGCCAAAGUGUAUAUUUGGAUAAAUGGAACAUUUAAAAUCGUAUUCUACAACACCCUGUUGAAAUAAUUGAAACUAGUAACGCCUUGUACUACGCCAGAGUGUAUAUUUGGAUGAAUGGAACAUUUAAAACUGUUUUCUGCAACACCCUGUUUAAAUAAUUGAAACAAGUAAUUAUCAUAUAAA